AUGCCUUACCCAUUUCCAGACACCAUUACGGGCCCCGAGUUGGUCGCUGAAUACGCCCCCAUCAUCAAGGGCAAGACUAUCCUUUGCACAGGAGUUUCUCCCAACAGCAUCGGCGCAAAAUAUGUUGAGACGAUCGCUGGAGGCCAACCGGAGUUGAUCAUCCUCGUGGGAAGAAGCCUGGAUAAGGUUAGCCAAACGGCUGAACUGAUAACCAAGGCGCACCAAGAGGUCAAAACCAAAGUGUUGGGCCUUGAUUUAACAUCGUUUGCUUCGGUGCGAAAAGCGGCUGAGGAGGUCAAUUCUUGGGAUGACGUCCCCGUGAUUGACGUGCUGGUGAACAACGCGGGCAUCAUGGCGGUGCCGUACGAGAAAUGCGUCGAUGGGUUCGAAAAGCAUCUUACGGUUAAUUAUCUCAGCCAUUUCCUCUUCACCAACCUGAUCUUGGACAAGGUCCUUGCCGCAAAGGAUGGUCGAGUGAUUAAUAUCAGCAGCGGUGCGCAUUACAUUAGCGGCAUUCGUCAUGCGGAUAUCAACUAUGAAGAUGGAAAGACGUACGAAAAAUGGGGUGCAUAUGCCCAAUCCAAGACGGCCAGCAUUCUCUUCUCCAGAGAGCUUGCAAAGAGGUUGGGAGAUCAUGGACUUCUAUCGUUUAGUGUAAACCCGGGAGCGGUUAUGACCAAUCUUGGCAGUCAUCUGGACUUUUCGCCUGGAGGAGAUGGAGAUGAGUGUUGGAGAAUUUCUCGAAUGGGUGGAGCACCAUAUGGCUGGCAAACGCCAGAGUUGAUAUCGCCAGAGCGAGGAAUAUCAACUCACGUAUUUGCAUCUUUCGAUCCAGUUCUCAAGGCUCACAACGGUGCGUAUCUGGAGCAAAGGGCUCGGCUGGCAGAUUACUAUGUCGAUGUGGUUAGCCCCGCGGCCAUUAGCGAUAUUGAGGCGGAAAAACUGUGGACACUGAGCGCAAAGGCUGUUGGGCUGUAG
Messenger RNA from Trichoderma asperellum CBS 433.97, 978 nucleotides. RefSeq lists its product as uncharacterized. The record is from RefSeq and is a predicted model, not a curated record. Gene Ontology annotation, molecular function: oxidoreductase activity. Lineage: Eukaryota; Fungi; Ascomycota; Sordariomycetes; Hypocreales; Hypocreaceae.